Anopheles merus is the source of this 6004-nucleotide messenger RNA. RefSeq names its product serine/threonine-protein kinase par-1-like. NCBI's taxonomy places the organism in Eukaryota, Metazoa, Arthropoda, Insecta, Diptera, Culicidae. The record is from RefSeq and is a predicted model, not a curated record. Gene Ontology annotation, cellular component: cytoplasm. Gene Ontology annotation, molecular function: ATP binding; protein serine/threonine kinase activity; tau-protein kinase activity. Gene Ontology annotation, biological process: protein phosphorylation; intracellular signal transduction; microtubule cytoskeleton organization. The transcript has 21 exons.
AAGUGUACCAAAACAAGGAAACAGGAAGCUGAAAGUGAACGCAUGAAAUGGACACAACAACAACAAUACGCAAAGCAACCAAACACAGUGUAUGUCAGUUUGAUACGUUCACGUCAUAGCGCGUCAUCCAUCCGCACGAAGGUGUUCUUGCGAGAUAAAUAUAGCAGUGAGUGAGCUACUUUUGUAGCAACCAGAACCGUAUCCAAGCAGGCGUCUUUUUGUGAAGAAAUAUACACACAGCUGAACGCAGUGUACACUCCGUCGUCAACAACCCCGUUAGUUGCAAGUGAAAAGUGUCCGUAAAAAGGGGAAAAAACAGAACAAAACAGCAUCAUAAUUAAGCUAAAGCGUGCGCUCGGCUAGUGUGUAAAGUGCGUGCGUGUGUGUGUGUGUGUCCCUGAUGACGCUAUGUGCGAGGUCGCGACCCUGACCGACAGCAUCCAGCAGCAACCACCAUCAUCAGCACCAGCAGUACCACUACUAGUCGGCAUCAUGGGGCAAACCUCGUCCUCCGGGACGGCAGCAAGCAACAACAACAACAACCAUCUUCAGCAUGGCGGCACGGCCCGCAAUGGGAAGAAGAUGUACCACCGGCACAGUUCGGUCCAGCCAGCGCUGGCCAGCAUACGGCUGCUGAAGAAGGAGAAUUCGCUCACGGUCGGGGGCAGCGGGGCGAAGCGGGCCGAUACCGUGCUGCUCCAGAAGGCACGCACCGAAAGCCGCACCAUCGACCAGUACGGGCUGCUCCUGGCGAACGGUGGUGCUACCGGUACGAACGGUGCCGCAGCGGCAACAGUGCCAACGGUUACAGCGGCACCAUCCUGCCCGAGUGAGGCGACGACCGCUAGCAACGACCUAACCGUACUGCUGUCGUCCGGCAGUGCGGCCGACGUGGACCGCUCAGUGAGCUCGGUGACGGGCAAUGGGGGGACAAGCAGUCGGGAGUUUUUCAAAUCGGGCGAUGAUACGUACCACCGGACGGACUGCUGCUACUACCGCACGAUGGACAACGGCUACCACAAGCUGCCCUCGGACUCGUACCACAAAACGACCGAGGGUUGCUACGUCAAGAUGACGGAUGGGAGCUUCCGGCGGCUCGACCACACCCCCGGCAGUGUGACCGAUGGGGAAGAGGAUGGCUCAACCGUCCCGGCAGCAGCAACUACUGCCGCCGCUCCGGUGCAGUACCGCGUCCGCAAUCCGAUGAUGAAGUUUCUCAAGCGCUCCAAAUCCCACACACCCGCCACGAUAGUGCAGCUGCAGAAGGAGAAGGAGCGGAAGGCGGCGGCAGCAGCACCCCAGCAUCACCGGCUCAGCACAAUCCAAUCGUCCGAGGGAGCCGGUGGUGACGUAGGACGGCAGCAGGCUGCCGCGGCUGCAGCCGCACUCCUACAGCACGCCCAUCACCAUCAUCAAAAGUCUGUGCCAACUGCUGCGGGUUCGUUGCUAGUGUCGUCUUCAUCGCAGCAGCAACCGCUGCUUUCUACCCGAGACUCCACGCAUCAGCAGCAGCAGCAGCAGCAUUCCCAUUCGCACCAGCAUCAUUCGCACCAUCACCAUCACCAUCACAACCAUGCCCAUCCACCGUCGGCGUCAUCGAUAGUGGAGCAGGGUAGUGGUGGGGCCGUCGUCACCAAGCAGCAACAACAGUCCAGUGCGGCCGUACCGAACCAUCAGAACCGGCGCGUGAUGGUGACGAUGAUCGAUGGUGGGCUGCCGGUGGUGGCCAAGAGCAAGCCCAUCCACGACAAACCGAAGAGUGCCAAAGCCCGCGUCCAGGAGGUGAAAAGGGACAAGAUAGUGAUAAUUCGAAUCACAUCCGGCAGCGACGACCUGCAGCAGCAGCAGCAACAGCAGUAGUGUGUGCGGUUUUCCUCCCCAAGUUUGGCCAUGAGUGCCUCGAAAGAGUUCGAACGGAACGAGGCGAUUCGCAAAAGCGUGCGGUUGAAGGCGCCGGUCCGGAUGGAGGUGGCAGGCACUGGUGCAACGACGACCACCACGAGCACCACCUCGACGACCACCACAUCAUCAGCACCACCGCCGAUCACAUCGCCCACCGGGACAAGGCGGCCAGUGUCGCUGAUGACCUCGCCGUUACCGUCGCCCCGCCUGGCCACGCUCGGCGUACGGGAGCGCAACCUACGCAACGAGCUGGACAGCGGCCCAACGCAACGCACCUCGUACCUGCAGCGGCCUACGCCGGCGGCGAAACCGGCCACCGCCCGGGUCGACAUACGUGACGGAUACUCGCUGAAGCUGAGUGACAUUACGCGAGCUCCCGCUGCCGCUCCUGCCGAGCCUAAGAUGGCGACCAAUGGGGGAGUAGCAGCGGAGCAGCCGAACUCCGAAUCGGUCGAUGUCCACUCGCUCUCGGUGCUGCAAACGCUGGAGCGCCAGAUCAACACGAUGGAGUUCGACGAGCGGAUGAAGCAGCGGCGCGAUCUGCUGCUCCAACCGCCGGGCUCCCCGGGCUCCCCGAUCAUGAGCUCCGCCGCGAUGGCCCGCCGCAAGGACCAGCGGCCCGUGCACUACGGUGAGCUGCCGAGUCUGCUCAACACCGGCAUCAGCGAUGUGGCCACCGGCAACGGGUUCGGCUAUCUGGACCGGGAGGACAGCGGCGCGAACGACGACAGCGACGACGAGCUGGCCCACGCGCGGCAAAAUGCAUUCAAGCGCGGGGAGGAAGGUCGCAGCUCGACCGGCGGUGCUACCGGGUACAGCGUGAAACCGAAAGCGACCCGCAUCAUCAACCGUACCGUGUCGGACACGAAGAACGCAGAGGCGGCUGUUAAAACGAUACGCCUGAAGAAGCUCGCCCCGAAGCCACCGGUCGUCGUGGUGGGGAUGAAGCCUUCAACAGCGGCACCACCGCCCCCCUCCUCCUCCACGGCUGCCGACAAAGGAAAGGGAGGGUUGGGUUUGGUGGUUGGACGGGGUGGAACCAGCGGCAGCACUGCAGCAACGGUUGUUGGGUCAUCCAGUGCAACUGGCAGCACAUCGACGACCGCCUCCUCCUCCUCUUCGGCUGGAAGCGGUGGGACGACCGCUGCUGGCAGCGGCGGAGGGGUCACGGGGUCCAAACCGGCGGCAAUCACGACGGAGAAGAAGAUUAGUGCCGAGGUGCUGAAACAGUUCGCGGCCGCGCAGACACAGAAAGUGCAGGGCUCCCCAAAUAUGCAAAUGCGCGGUACGCCCGCCCGGUGGCGAUCGGGCGAGGAGCACAUCGGCAAGUACAAGCUGCUGAAGACGAUCGGCAAGGGCAACUUUGCGAAGGUGAAACUGGCGAAGCACGUCCCCACCAACAAGGAGGUCGCCAUCAAGAUCAUCGAUAAGACGCAGCUGAAUCCUUCCUCACUGCAGAAGCUAUACCGCGAGGUGCGGAUAAUGAAAAUGCUCGAUCAUCCGAACAUCGUGAAGCUGUUUCAGGUGAUCGAAACGGAAAAGACGCUCUACCUGGUGAUGGAGUACGCGUCCGGUGGCGAAGUGUUCGACUAUCUCGUCGCCCACGGCAAGAUGAAGGAGAAGGAGGCUCGCGCCAAGUUCCGACAGAUCGUGUCCGCCGUACAGUACUGCCAUCAGAAGCGAAUUAUACACAGAGAUUUGAAGGCGGAAAACCUGCUGCUCGACAGCGAGAUGAACAUCAAGAUAGCGGACUUUGGCUUCUCGAACGAGUUCACGCCCGGCUCGAAGCUGGACACGUUCUGCGGUUCGCCACCGUACGCAGCGCCCGAGCUGUUCCAGGGCCGCAAGUACGACGGGCCGGAGGUGGACGUGUGGUCGCUCGGCGUCAUCCUUUACACCCUGGUCAGCGGUUCGCUGCCGUUCGACGGUGCCACGCUGAAGGAGCUGCGCGAGCGCGUCCUGCGGGGCAAGUACCGCAUUCCCUUCUACAUGUCGACCGACUGCGAGGUCCUGCUGAAGAAGUUCCUCGUCCUCAACCCAUCGAAGCGCGCCAACCUCGAAACGAUCAUGAAGGACAAGUGGAUGAACAUGGGCUACGAGGACGAUGAGCUGAAGCCGUACAUCGAACCGUUGCCCGAUCUGAAAGAUCAGAAACGGAUAGAAGCGUUAGUCGCGAUGGGCUACAAUAGGCAAGAUAUUGAAGAUUCAUUGGCAAACACCAUGUACGAUGACGUAUUCGCCACUUAUCUACUGCUCGGGAGAAAAAGCACCGACUCCGAGUCGGACGGGUCCCGGUCCGGAUCGUCCCUGUCGUUACGUAACAUUGCCGGCAACGAGGGUGCCGCAGCCGGUAACUCCCAGGUGCAAAGCCCAACGCAUCGCGGCGUGCAUCGAAGCAUAUCCGCGUCCAGCACCAAACCGAGCCGGCGAGCUUCCAGCGGUGGCGAAACUCUGCGCGUCGGUCCAACGACGGCCGUGGCCGCGGCCGCAGCUGCCGCCGCCGUCGGUGCCGGUGGUGGCGGCGUGGGCGGCGGCGGCGGUGGUGGCGCUGUUGUCGGCAGCAUGGCAGCGGCGGGCGGUGGCGCCGGAACUGGCACGGUGGUGGGUGGCGGUACCGGCGGCGGUACGGCCAACGUCACCGGGAACAGUGUGCUCGCCGGUGCGACCAACAACCACAGUUCGGGCACGGGCGGUAGUGGCGGCGGUGCAUCUGAAAGAACAUCGAUAAGCAGUAAUUUCAAGCGUCAAAAUACAAUCGACUCGGCGACGAUCAAGGAAAACACGGCACGACUGGCCGCACAGAACCAGCGACCGGCUUCGAGCAUAACUAAACCGAUUACCUCGGUAGACAACUCAUCGAUCUCCAGCCCGGCGAAAGCGCGUACUACCAGCAGCAGUACGAGUACCAAGUACGAUCCGAGCAACGGCUCCCGGACAGUAGGCCCCAGUGCCGGCCUAAUGCCUAGACGGUCCACGACGCUGUACGAGAAAACGUCGUCCACAGAAAAGACAAACUCCACCACGGAUCCAACUAGCAACAGUUUCGUCGCACCAAUACCCGAAUUCAACCGUGGCAACUCAGCAUCGGCAGCUACUAGUGGUGCGGGUAGUGUCGGUGGUGGUGGUGGUGGCGGGGUCGCCAACAGUGGCAGCGCUAACACCACCGGCACGGGAACGACCGGGGCCACGACCGGUAGCACAGCUGGCGGUGGCGGCGGCGGCGGCGGCACCACCACCACUGGCACUAUGGGCGGCAGCGGUAGUGUUAGUGUUGGCGGUGCUGGCAGCGUUACCGGUGGUGGCAACGGUGGUAGUAACGUUGGAGGAGGCGGCGGCGGCGGCGGUGGCGGUGGCGGCACCGGUAAGGGACAUGUCAAGAGUGCAUCCGUCUCCAGUCCCGGUCCGUCUGCCGACAGUACUACCAAUAGUGCCGCCACGAACGAUCCCCUCAGACAAAGCAUGGUGAAUCGCAAUAGUCUUACACCAGCCGUUAAUUCUUCCAGACAACCGGUUGCAUUUCCCAGGAAUGUUCCAUCGCGAUCGACUUUCCAUUCGGGACAAACCAGAGCCCGAAACAGCACGGUAUACGCCGGAACGGGCGGGAACGUCGGUGAUUCGCCACACUCUGGCAAGACUUUCUUGCAAAGACUUACUACCAGAUUUAGCAAACGGGACAAUUUGCGGCUGCCAUCCGAAAGGCCCAACGAUGGCCAAGCAAAUACUUCAACAAGUACAGCUAGUACGAACACGGAGGAACCGGUAAAGCCACGUGUACUGCGCUUCACCUGGUCGAUGAAGACAACCUCCCCCCGGCUGCCGGACGAAAUCAUGGCCGAAAUCCGGUCCGUGCUGGACAAGAACAAUUGUGAUUAUGAGCAGCGAGAACGAUUCGUACUGCUGUGCGUACACGGCGACCCGAACACCGACUCGCUAGUGCAGUGGGAAAUUGAGGUCUGCAAGCUGCCCCGGCUAUCGCUGAACGGUGUCCGGUUUAAGAGAAUAUCGGGCACCAGCAUCGGCUUCAAGAACAUUGCGUCGAAGAUCGCGUACGAUCUACGUCUGUGACUCGAUACAAAAUCGGAAGAGUAUCACUCGGUCGGGA